AUGCCUUCCAUCACGGCUGACCAGUGGCUCGAAGCAGCAGCUUACCGUCGCAGUGUUCAUGGUUUAGCAGGAACCUCCAAGCUCUCGGACGAACGAGUCCAAGAGAUCGUCUCCAAAGUCCUUUCCUUCGCCCCGUCGUCCUACAACACUCAGCCUGUCCGCAUUUCGCUCGCUUUCGGGGAGAAGCAUAAGGAGCUCUGGAGCAUUAUCCUCAAGGAGGCUGAGCCGGUCCUGACGUCGAUCAAUCCUGGUCUCUGGCAAAAGUUGGGUCCCGUCUUCCAAAGUCAUAAGGCUGCAUAUGGAUCCAUACUCUUMUGGGAGCGUGGCCAGACGACCAAAGAGGCCGCAGAGACGCACAAGGCGACCGGCCAUAUGUUUGGCGAGUGGGGUGAUCACACUCAAGGCAUCCACCAGAUCCUUGUCUGGACUGCCCUGGAACUAGGGGGAGUGGGCGCCAACCUGCAGCACAUGAAUGCUAUUCCGUCCAUCGAGGCAGCCAUAAAGGAAUUUGCGGGUGUCCCUGACGAUUAUAAACUGAAGGCCCACAUCAACUAUGGAGAUGAGCAAGCUGCUCGUCCCGAGCAGCCGAAGAAACUGCCCAUUGACGAGACACUGACGAUUCUCUGA
This is a messenger RNA of Aspergillus pseudoviridinutans, 627 nucleotides long. RefSeq names its product nitroreductase family protein. The record is from RefSeq and is a predicted model, not a curated record. The coding region runs from base 1 to 627 and encodes 208 amino acids. Gene Ontology annotation, biological process: cellular response to oxidative stress. The transcript is spliced from 2 exons. NCBI's taxonomy places the organism in Eukaryota, Fungi, Ascomycota, Eurotiomycetes, Eurotiales, Aspergillaceae.